Molecule: messenger RNA, 536 nt
Organism: Paramecium tetraurelia
Lineage: Eukaryota; Ciliophora; Oligohymenophorea; Peniculida; Parameciidae
Exons: 4
Molecular function (GO): enzyme regulator activity; calcium ion binding
Source: RefSeq, a predicted model, not a curated record
AUGUCUAUUAAUAUGGAAGAUCUAAAGAAAGUCAAUGUGGAUACACUUACAGCUAAGGAAAAAUAGAAAUGUUAUGAGGCUUUUGUUGCAUUUGAUAAAAAUGUAUCAGGAUAUAUUGAAAAAGAUGAGUUGAGAGCGGUUUUAGAAGAAAUGGGAUAGAAGCCCUCAGAAGAAGAAUUAAUUAAGAUGAUUAAUGAAGUAGAUUUAUCAGGGAGAGGAGCCAUAAGCAAAGAGGAUUUCUUAAAAAUUAUAGCUUAUCAUAAAAUGAUAUUAUAGACAAGUGAUGAGGAGGAUAUAAAACUUGCAUUUAUAGCUCUUGGAGGUAAUGAAGACAAGACUGGAUCUGUAGAUAGAUAAAAACUGAUCAAUGUUAUAUAAAAUGAGUUUAAUCUGUCAAUAGAUUUAAAUAGAUUGAUAAAAGAACUGUCUCCAAACCAAAAUGAGUUGAAAUAUGAAGAUUUUCGUAAUUUACUGUAAAACUGAAUUAUCUAAUUCUAAUAUCAAUAACAUUCGUUUAAAAUAUAAUUAUUCAUACA